GUUUGCAGUCGGCUGGAGGGCGAGGCGUGCGGCGUCUACACCCCGCGCUGCGGCCAGGGGCUGCGCUGCUAUCCCCACCCGGGUUCCGAGCUGCCCCUGCAGGCGCUGGUUAUGGGCGAGGGCACUUGUGAGAAGCGCCGGGACGCCGAGUAUGGCGCCAGCCCGGAGCAGGUUGCAGACAAUGGCGAUGACCACUCGGAAGGAGGCCUGGUGGAGAACCACGUGGACAGCACCAUGAACAUGUUGGGCGGGGGAGGCAGUGCAGGCCGGAAGCCCCUCAAGUCGGGUAUGAAGGAGCUGGCUGUGUUCCGGGAGAAGGUCACUGAGCAGCACCGGCAGAUGGGCAAGGGUGGCAAACAUCACCUCGGCCUGGAGGAGCCCAAGAAGCUGCGACCGCCCCCUGCGAGGACUCCCUGCCAGCAGGAACUGGACCAGGUCCUGGAGCGGAUCUCCACCAUGCGCCUUCCGGAUGAGCGGGGCCCUCUGGAGCACCUCUACUCCCUGCACAUCCCCAACUGUGACAAGCAUGGCCUGUACAACCUCAAACAGUGCAAGAUGUCUCUGAACGGGCAGCGUGGGGAGUGCUGGUGUGUGAACCCCAACACCGGGAAGCUGAUCCAGGGAGCCCCCACCAUCCGGGGGGACCCUGAGUGUCAUCUCUUCUACAAUGAGCAGCAGGAGGCCCGCGGGGUGCACACCCAGCGGAUGCAGUAGAUCGCUGCCAGCCGGUGCCUGGCGCCCCCGCCCCCACCCCUCUCCAACACCGGCAGAAAACGGAGAGUGCUUGGGUGGUGGGUGCUGGAGGAUUUUCCAGUUCUGACACACGUAUUUAUAUUUGGAAAGAGACCAGCACCGAGCUCGGCACCUCCCCGGCCUCUCUCUUCCCAGCUGCAGAUGCCACACCUGCUCCUUCUUGCUUUCCCCGGGGGAGGAAGGGGGUUGUGGUGGGGGAGCUGCUGGGGUACAGGUUUGGGGAGGGGGAAGAGAAAUUUUUAUUUUUGAACCCCUGUGUCCCUUUUGCAUAAGAUUAAAGGAAGGAAAAGUAAA
Molecule: messenger RNA, 1047 nt
Organism: Mandrillus leucophaeus (drill)
Lineage: Eukaryota; Metazoa; Chordata; Mammalia; Primates; Cercopithecidae
Gene: IGFBP2
Product: insulin-like growth factor binding protein 2, 36kDa
Exons: 5
Biological process (GO): regulation of insulin-like growth factor receptor signaling pathway
Cellular component (GO): extracellular region
Molecular function (GO): insulin-like growth factor I binding; insulin-like growth factor II binding
Source: RefSeq, a predicted model, not a curated record